CCGCAAAGUUAAGCUGAGUGCGGAAAUAAAUUGUAAAUGGGUUAUUUUCUAUAUACUUGUAUAUUGCUGUUGCCAGUUGUCAUUGUUCUGGGGAAUACCGAUUCCGAGCUACUCUGCCAUGGAGACAACUGCACCAAAACAAGUAUCGACAAUUUUCCUGACCCAAGGGCUAAUAUGUUGAACGCACGUCUGUACUCCUGCGACAACAUUGGAAUCCUCAAACGAUCACCUAAUCUAAUAUCCGCGAUGAUCGACAAUUGCAAUACUGAUUAUAUCGACAUGGCCGACUUUAGUUCUUUAACCAAAUUAACCUGCCUAAUAUUGCAACGCGGCAAGCUUACCGAACUAGGCGAUGAACAGUUUUCCAAGAUGCCAACCCUUAAGACUCUUGAGCUGAGGAAUAACUCCAUCGUAAGGAUUUCCGUUGGAGCCUUCAAGGGAAUUCCGGAAGUGUGGAGGCUAGACAUGCAGCACAAUGAAAUUGUGUCUUUGCCGACUAGUGUAUUCCAUCCUCUUCAAAACCUCAUUGACCUUAACCUAAGAGGAAACAAAAUCGUUAAACUUCAAUAUGAAAUAUUUGAUCAAAAUCCACAUUUAUUAUGGCUGUCACUACAGGACAAUCCGUUGACUAAUGUAUUGUCUAUAUCUUUGAAGCACCUUGUCCGUCUGAACCUGAUCAAUUGUGGCCCGCUGAAGGAGCUGCAUAUGGAGAGUGCUGAAACCGUGAACCUGAGAGAUACCUGGAUAAGGCGAUUGGAUAUUGAUGGUGGCGUUAAUUCACUCUUUUUGCGAAAGAACCGUCUUGAACAUAUCCAAAUUGAAGACAAGUUGGCUGUGACUUUGAUGGACCUAAAUGAUAACUUGCUGCGAACUGAGGAUCUUCAAAAUAUUCUUAUGGGUAUGUGGAGACUUCAGUUCCUGGAUCUUUCCUGCAACCUAAUCUCUGAGUUACCCGUGCCCAAGAGGGACAAUUCCAGUGAGGUCUUUCUACUUCCCUCUUUACAAUUUUUGAAUUUAUCGUUCAAUAUGCUGGAGUACCUUCACGGCGAUUCGCCUCUAAUAUCGCCCGGUCUUCGAAAAUUGGACCUGUCGCACAAUAGUAUUCGUAUCAUAGAUCCUCACAUCUUUCGUACGGUAAACAAUCUCCAAAGCCUACAUAUUGAAUGGAACUCCAUUAGAAACUUCAGAUACGAUCGCUUUUACAGCCAGCACCGAGGACUUAAAGAAUUGGCCUUGUACGCGAACGUUUUCAGCAACAAAACAUACAGCAUUAUAACCAAAUUCUUUAAGGAUGCUGGUGUCAAAGUAAUAGAAAAAAUAUAUGAUUCUCGAGUCUUACCGGAAUCUGAGUCAUUUACGGAAAGCGAGGACUCCACGGAAGUAAGUUUGCAACUUUGACGAGACGAAAACAGCUUGAACUCGAUUUCUCAUUUAUGGGACAACUAACUCUCCUCGGACAACAAAAGCCAUGUUUUUCAAUAGCCAAGACUCCAAAAUAUAAAUAUAAACUAUGUAUUCUAACGCUUUUUUAU
Drosophila rhopaloa is the source of this 1532-nucleotide messenger RNA. Its product is annotated as leucine-rich repeat-containing protein 15-like. The record is from RefSeq and is a predicted model, not a curated record. Bases 37 to 1398 code for a protein of 453 amino acids. Gene Ontology annotation, molecular function: protein binding. The transcript has a single exon. NCBI's taxonomy places the organism in Eukaryota, Metazoa, Arthropoda, Insecta, Diptera, Drosophilidae. Gene Ontology annotation, cellular component: extracellular matrix.